CUACGACAGACUACGCGUUAACAAUCCUGGGGAGAACAGCGUGUGUGGUUCUCUAGAUGUUACCAGCGUCUUCAUAGACCCCCCUCCUUCCCCAACCCACCCCCCUCAGAAAACUGCUGAACCCUGUGGUCUCAGUGUUAUAAUGUGGUCCCGGGAGGGGAGUUUCUCACGGUGGAUGUCACCCUCCGGGUCCCAGACCUCCCUCCCCUACUACGCCCGGCCCCCCUGGGAUCCCGCCACGCUCUCCAGGAACAACUCGGCGUCCACGUUCUCGUGCGGCGGCUCAGACCCGACGCUGGCCAGUAGCGUGGAGGGGGCGACCACAGGGAAUAGGUCCAGGAAGAGCACGCUGCUGUCUCCAGCCAGGAGUAUCUUGAAGACGGUGAGGAGACUGAGUGGCCGGAGUGGAGGUGGCGGCGUCACGUCACGGGGUAAAGCUACACAACGCCAGAGUUCUGGUCAAGUCAACAUGAAGGCUGUGAGUCUGAUGCUGGCAGCAGUUUGUGUGGUGUUACUGGCUUCCAUGGCAAUAGCCUCGGCCUCGAAAGAUACGAUAGAGGAGGCCACAGUCGAGGUGGCGCUAGCUGUGCUGUACUCUCUGUCAGCACUGUGGAUAUUUAUUACACUGGUUCUGGGCUGGACCAAGAAGCUGACUGUGGACCCCAGAUAUCUCCAUCGCAAGAAUAACCGGUUGUCCUUCCAGAAGAUCGGCGCUGCAAUCUUCGGUACCGGUGCUAUGUUAUACAACGCCCUGAGAAUAGCGGAGUUUGUUGCUGAGGACGCAGCCUGCAGGACAGUGGAGUAUGUAGUGGUUUCUGUGAUGUCAAUCCUCUUCACUUCUCUGCAAGUUUACCUCAUCCUCAUCUAUGCCAAGGUAA
Molecule: messenger RNA, 878 nt
Organism: Lingula anatina
Lineage: Eukaryota; Metazoa; Brachiopoda; Lingulata; Lingulida; Lingulidae
Biological process (GO): proton transmembrane transport
Cellular component (GO): membrane
Molecular function (GO): proton channel activity
Source: RefSeq, a predicted model, not a curated record